Messenger RNA from Peniophora sp. CBMAI 1063, 606 nucleotides. NCBI's taxonomy places the organism in Eukaryota, Fungi, Basidiomycota, Agaricomycetes, Russulales, Peniophoraceae. The record is from the annotation of a GenBank genome assembly.
AUGGGUGCGUACAAAUACAUCGGCGAACUCUACAAGAAGAAGCAGUCGGAUGUCCUCCGCUUCCUGCUCCGCGUUCGUUGCUGGGAGUACCGCCAGUUGAACGUUAUCCACCGCGCAACCCGCCCCUCGCGCCCCGACAAGGCUCGCCGCCUCGGAUACAAGGCAAAGCAGGGCUACGUCAUCUACCGUAUCCGUGUCCGCCGCGGCAACCGCAAGAAACAGGUUCCCAAGGGUGCGACCUACGGCAAGCCUGUUCGCCAGGGUGUCAACCACCUCAAGUUCCAGCGUAGCUUGAGGAGUACGGCGGAGGAGCGUGUCGGCCGUCGUUGCGGUAACCUCCGUGUGCUCAACUCGUACUGGAUCAACCAGGACGGUGUGUACAAGUACUACGAGGUCAUCGCAGUCGACCCCAACCACAAGGCGAUCCGCCGGGACCCGAAAAUCAACUGGAUUGCAGACCCCGUACACAAGCGCCGCGAGGCUCGUGGUCUCACCGCGAUCGGCAAGAAGAACCGCGGCAUUGGCAAGGGUCACCUGCACAACAAGAGCCGCCAGUACUCGACCUGGAAGAAGCACAACACCUUGUCGCUUCGUCGUUACCGGUGA